This is a messenger RNA of Mytilinidion resinicola, 1251 nucleotides long. RefSeq lists its product as uncharacterized. The record is from RefSeq and is a predicted model, not a curated record. Bases 1 to 1233 code for a protein of 410 amino acids. Lineage: Eukaryota; Fungi; Ascomycota; Dothideomycetes; Mytilinidiales; Mytilinidiaceae. Gene Ontology annotation, molecular function: glycosyltransferase activity. The transcript is spliced from 3 exons. Gene Ontology annotation, cellular component: Golgi membrane. Gene Ontology annotation, biological process: GPI anchor biosynthetic process.
AUGUACCCUCCCCAUAAGGAUGCCUCGCAAAGGCAUUUCUACCGCGAUCCUGGCAGCAUAUUUUUUGACGAGACUCGUGCCUAUGUUCGAUGGUACAGCGCUUUCAGAGAGCACCAGGCUACGGCUUACAUCACCGAAGUCGAGGCGCAGGGCGCACUUCUGGGAGAAAGCGCGGACGAUAUGGGUUUCGCUAAGGCAAGGUAUAAUGCAAGCAUGUGCGCCACAUUCUUGACGGUUAGACGGGAUGUACAGAAACAGUAUCUUGAGACCUCCCUUGGCAGCAUUUUUGCUGGCCUAACCUACGCUGAAAGACGCGAUGUCAACAUCCAAAUCUUCUUUGCCAACACCGACCCCGCCCAACACUCCACCUACAACAAGCCUUGGCUCCGUCACCUCGUCGACCGCGUCUACUCCUAUACCGAUAUGCUACCCGUGGAAGAACUCCCCUCUACCCGUGCUCUCGAGACCGCCGGCAAGAACAUCCUCUCUAAGGCCCCACUGGACUACACCCACGCCCUCCAGCAGUGUUACGAUACUACCACCUCCCCCUACAUCGCCCUCUUCGAAGACGACAUAAUCGCCGCAGAUGGCUGGUUCGCACACUCGCUGUGGGCAGCGCGAGAGACAACACGGCAGACUGUGCAGGAAGGGAAGCCUGGUAAAUGGGUGUAUAUUCGGACAUUCAACCAAGAGCGCUCAACCGGAUGGUCCUCCAAACGCAUCGGCGGGCACCACGAGCUCCCCAUCUCCCUCGCCAUCGGAGUUACACUUGACCUCAUCCUUUGGAUACUGCGCUCGAGAACCCGCCUCCACGUGGACCGAUCGAGCGCAUUCGUCAUCUCCUUCAUCGCCAUCCCCGCCUUCGUAGUCCUCUUCUUCCAGUCCGGCAAAGCAUCCCUUUUACCUCCCGCGCCCGGCGUGCGCCCGGAGUCUUUCGGAUGCUGCAAUCAAGCACUUGUGUUCAAUCGUGAGCACAUCCCGGGGCUGGUGGAGCAUAUGCGGCAGUGGGCAGAGAAGGGGAUGCAUGAUAUGCUGAUCCGGGACUGGGCGUGGGCGCAGGGGUUACAGCGGUACUCGGCGUAUCCGAUGCUGGCGCAGCAUGUCGGAGCGAGGUCCUCGAUUCAGAGGAGCGCGGGGGAGAGUCGGAAGGUGUGGAGUAUGGCGUUUGAGGGGUUGGAUCCGCGGAGGUUGGCGAGGGAACAUGCGGAGGUGGUGAGGGGGUUGUAUGGGUAGACACAAGGGAUGGUAUGU